GAAAAAGACUGACUAUAAAACGGCCAGUAGCGCGACCAGCGGGACCGGAGGAGCGGCGCGCCGCUCGGGCAAGCGCCUGUCGCCGUUUCUGGAAGAUCCGAAUGCAAACGCCGUUGCCGGUGUGCUGAUCCGCAAAGACCGAAGCGAAAUCAAGAAGCGACGUGCCAGGUUUCGCGCUACGAAGGAUGCGGGGUCGCCGCUGGAAGAAGGCGCUGCCGCGGAACUCGAAUAUGCGGCAAGCCCAUCCGCUGCCGUGAACGCUGAGGCCGCCGACGAGAGAGACGACGGAAAAAUACUAGGCGACUCCGAUUCCGAUCUUGAUUCGUCGCCCACGCGGGAGAAGAAAAAGACAGCUGCAGAAGCGAGGAAGCAAGCUGCUACCGACAAGAAGAACAAAGGGAGUGACUUGGACACGAGUCCUGGCAGUCCCGCGGCAGCGUCCGCGCAGAAGUGCGGCCGUUCGUCAAACAGAUCCCCCCUAGCAACUCAACGAUCGCCACUUGUCACGCAGCGGUCACCCCGGUCUCCCGACUCGCGGGGUUCGUCCCUCUCCGAGGACUCUGAUCUCUUAACAGAUCUUAACGACGUCGCGGGUUUCGGGACAAGCGGGGACAACCAGCAGUCUUCCCGUCAGAAGGCACAGGAAAUCACGCUAAGGUGCCGCGCCUUUGAAUUUGACGGUACGCUAGUAGAACUCGAGCUGCGGGUAUCGAACCCACGCAGAACUCGCAAGCGAUUGCUUUCUAUGUUUCUGCGCUCUAAGCGUGGUGUGCAUCUCCGUGUGGUUUUCUUUGUGGGCGACUCCAUUGGGCUGCCGCGGGACCUCCUAUUUCAGCACAGCGGCGAUGUCUUGGGCGAGCGUCGAUUUCUAGCGGACUACAACGACGAGUACUCGCACAGACUCGACGAGGCAGGCUGGGAGGCAUUCACUUAAGACCUACUUACGAAACAUUCGAUUUUUUCGAAUGCUGCAGUUGCUGUCACUAGGUCGUGAGGCGACAUUUUUCUCCAUCCUUGUUUAUACUCAAGAAUGUAUGAUGAACAUGAAGACGGCCGUCUGAAAUGAAUGUCGAGAAGAUCAUUUUCACCGUGUGAGGAACUUGCAUUAUUUUAUCCAGAAGUCAUAUGAAAAGCCAAACUGCCUUGGGAUACAAUUCCCAAACCCAAAAAAGCCAGAACUUUCUAGCUUUUUUGGCUUUUCGGUGUCUAAGUCGAAAGCGUGCGAAAUGGCAAAAAAGAUGGCAAGCCCAGCUUUUUCGCCGGCUUUUUCUGUUUUUUCGUCGGAUUGUGUCCCACAAAACAAAAAAAGGCCGCGAAAUGCCAGAAAAAAGCCAAAAAAGCACGACUUUUCUGGCUUUUUUGGGUUUUGGCAUGAAUUUAAUUCAAACGCCAAGGCAUGAAAAACGCCCGAAAAUCCAAAAAAAAUGCAAAAAAAGCCAGAAAGUUCUGGCUUUUUUGGGUUUGGGAAUUGUAUCCAGAGGCAGUUUGUCUUUUCAUCAGAAGGCAUGUGAAGCGUGAUAUCUUCUAAGGCGGCAACGAUCCGGCUGGCCUGCUGGCGGCCGAGGAGGCUGCAGUGCUGGCUGCAGCUGCGGCCGAUAGACAGGCAGUAGGAGGAGCAGCUGCAGGGGUGGUUGAAUCCACCCAAGUAACGUCACAAACGGUUGACCUCACGACAGGCGUAGUUUUGUUGCAGGAUCUGAAGCAACAGCCUGAUCCAGUGGAAGUAUUCGAGCACCCUCAAGACCGCGGAAAGAUUGUCGUAAAAUGGACGCCCGUGGUCAAGCUUUCCUUUCUGCUGCAAUACUAUCCUCGCGGAUGGGGUCUCAGAUCGCCUACCUUCAAGAUUGGGCGGGAUGGCCCGUUUCACCUUGAAUUUUGGCCCAAUGGAAGCUACGGCACAACGAAAAGUGGUUUGUGCAGCAUCUGCUUGCACACUCCACGAAUGAAGAACGCCCUGUGCAUGGUACAAUUUUGGACUCCGGACCUCGACUGCUUUGCAUCACAGAGCGACCAGGAGGAGCAACAGAACCUAACAUAUGCCUUUACACGAUAGCAGAUCAGUGUUUCAUUCAUAAGUUUGAUUUUAGAGAUCCAUCCGUCUAUGCACAUAAAAAAACGCUUUCUUUUAGUCGAAAAACUUGUUGAUUGGAACUAUUUUAUUUUCCACCGAAGCACUGGGACUGGCCACUGGGUUGUGCAUGUGCUUGUGCUCUAAGGCAUCAUGAACGGCGGUGUGUCGAACGCCAAGCGCAUCUUGACAAAAGAGCGGGAAUACCGCUUAGAUAACGUCGUUGCUCCAAGCGGAGGCAUCUUACCAAGUGGUGCCGCGUCAUCGGCUGCUCACCAGGGGGCCCAGCAUAGUUACAGACCACAGGAACGCGUUGGCGGCAGCCCAACGAGCGGCGAAGCAACAAAUCUUGGCGGAGGCACUUAUGGGAGCGAAAAUGUCUGCAUGCUUCACGAAUUUUGCCAAGCACAAGAUACAACACUCGAAGCCGACACACAUGGAAACCGAACUGUUGUUUUAGGAUGCAUCUUCCGUCGUAUUUUUAACGAAGAUCGCAAGGACAGAUUGAAAAGUCUCGCGGUGGGGCUCGACGUUGGCAAGAUCGCUUUCAACAACUUCUAAAUGCAAGAAAUAAUCUCGUUAUUUAAAGUUACGAAGUUGUAAAUCCAUCGGGAUCGCAUUUGCCAUUAUUUGAACCUAGUAUCUUCCGACUCGUGGAGUUCUUGUUGUAGCUACUGCAAUUGAUGUGAAAGGAUCAUCAAGGACUGCGUUUACUAUGAAACUCAAAUUAUGCCUGCUAAAGGUUCUUACACCAAAUUAAAAGAAGAAUUAGAAGAUUCUACGAUAUUAUUCACUAUUCAUAUUCAUUGCUAUCCAUCGGAUUUGAACACUCGUUUCCCCAGAAAGAAUUAGAAUACGAUGUACAUCGAUUUCGAUUCCAUCCCGUCCCGCUCUUGUGCGUGGACGUGGUGGGAGGUUAAGCUUAGAACUAGCACACACCGUAUCAAGGACGCGAGACGUGUCAAUAUCGAGAGACUGCACCUGUGGGGAGAAGAUCGAU
Molecule: messenger RNA, 3068 nt
Organism: Amoebophrya sp. A25
Lineage: Eukaryota; Dinophyceae; Syndiniales; Amoebophryaceae
Source: the annotation of a GenBank genome assembly